Cryptotermes secundus is the source of this 2044-nucleotide messenger RNA. RefSeq names its product solute carrier family 35 member G1. Gene Ontology annotation, cellular component: membrane. NCBI's taxonomy places the organism in Eukaryota, Metazoa, Arthropoda, Insecta, Blattodea, Kalotermitidae. The record is from RefSeq and is a predicted model, not a curated record. The coding region runs from base 307 to 1356 and encodes 349 amino acids. The transcript has 3 exons.
GUCAUCUUUGGACCUGUUCACAGCUGAUCGAUAUUUUGGUAUAGCAAUGUGACCAUGUGAUCAAAAAUAUGUGAAUCAUUUUGAAACGAUGGCUGGACAGUGGAGUGCCUUUAUAUUCAAAAGAGAUGAAAGGGUAUACACGAAAGUGUAGCGUUAUAUGAAUCCAAAUUAGUGACUUGCUGAUUUUUUCUUGUAGUAUUUCCCUUGUUCUUUGGAGUCUGAGGAACCGGUUCAUUACUGCCGAUUUACCAAGGCGUUAUUGGAUUUGAAGCAGCAGACGACUUUCAUUGCUAGUGCUUGUGUGGGAUGCCAGAACAGUUGGAAUUGCAGCAGCUUGUAGAGACAGGUGGCAGCAGACUAGACGAUGCAGAGAGAGGUGAUGGAGGUGGUACCAGGUGCCGCCCUUGCCCAUACCUGGGACUACUCCUGGCUACACUAUCAUCUCUCUUCUUCUCUCUCUGCUCGGUGAUAGUCAAGUGGCUGGUGGAUGUGCAUCCCAUGGAACUGGCUGCAUGUCGUUUUGUGGGAGUCCUUCUGCCAGCAAUACCCAUUGUCCUUUGGCGCAAGGAACCACCUUUUCCACGAGGCAGGAGAAUAAUGCUUCUUCUCCGCUCCUUUGUUGGCACCACUGGCCUCAUGCUCAGCUUCUACGCCUUCCGCCACAUGCCUCUGGCUGAUGCCUCGGUUGUAGUAUUCAGCGUCCCGGUGUUUGUGGCAAUAUUUGCCCGGUUAUUCCUGAAGGAGCCAUGUGGGAUGUUCAAUGUCAUCAGCGUCUGCCUCACCUUGAUUGGUGUUGUGCUCAUUACACGCCCACCUCUUCUGUUUGGUCACAGCAUUCCUGCACUUGCGUCCUCUCCAGAUCAUGAAGAACAGAAUAGUGAUGUCUGGGGUGCUGUUGCAGCAUUCUCUGCAACACUGUUUGGUGCUAAUGCAUAUGUCCUUCUGCGUGCCCUGAAAGGUUUACACUUCUCUGUCAUUAUGACCAACUUUGGCUCAUUUGCUCUGGUUCAGACGCUGUUGGUGACAUGGGUUCUGGGAGCACUUUGUAUUCCACGCUGUGGACUUGAUAGGUUCCUUGUUGUGGCACUAGCUCUCUUCAGUUUUGGUGGGCAGAUUCUCCUCACUCUGGCCCUUCAGCUGGAACAGGCGGGCCCAGUGGCAAUAGCACGUUCUGCGGACAUAGUGUUUGCCUUCAUAUGGCAGGUGCUGUUCUUUCAAGAAGUGCCUAAUAGAUACAGUAUUGCUGGAGCAAUCCUUGUCACUAGCUCAGUAAUGCUCACUGGUUUACGCAAAUGGGCCCUUGCCCUGCCUGAGUCUUCACCUAUUAAGAGAACUCUGGGUGUGCUUGCAAGGUGAAGGGACACAUGAAAGAAUGAAGAUGCAAGUUGACUUGGUGAUUCUCAAGAUAGCAUUGUUAACAUGUUCUGAAGUACUAUUAUUGUUGUUGUUAUUAUCAUUAUUAGGUGCAUUGGUUACCUGCUACAAUCUCUCAUCAUUAUUCCACUCAACUUCCUCUGCAGGGGUGCCAGUGUGUUUCUGCUCUAACACAUUUGCAGUUUUCUCUUUGUGUCUUGACUCAUACUAAUCAGUUUUAAAUGUAAAUUAAACCCUAAGUUCAGUUUUUAAAUAUUUCAUUCCCAGGAAACGAUUCAUAUUUCUAUGAUAAUACGUAAUCUCAAGACUAUGACUAAACAUGGUAAAUGUUUCAUUUAUAGCCCACAGUACUACUUGCAAUUCCUGUGAAAGUGUCUAGCUACAGUUCAAGCCCAGGCUACUAUGUAAGACUCAGAAUUCAGCCUAUACUACAUACUUGUAAAUUUGAGAUUUUAAAGUCCUAGUAGCAUGGGGCUUAACUUGGGAGGGACUGUAAAGUUCCUGAAAAAGUGCAACACUUUGCCAUGUGGAUUGCAUGCAUUUGCCAUUACAUGCAGUGCAUGGCCUGGAAAGUUUAAUGAAAUGCUUGCCUUGUCUUGUUCUGUCAAAUACUGGUACCAUCAGAAUCCUCAAAUGAACAGGCGCUAGCAUUAUGAUCAUCACUUGCACU